Messenger RNA from Symbiodinium natans, 510 nucleotides. NCBI's taxonomy places the organism in Eukaryota, Dinophyceae, Suessiales, Symbiodiniaceae. The record is from the annotation of a GenBank genome assembly.
AUGGCGGCGCACGUUGCACUUCUGCUGCUGCUUCCAUUGACAGCCGGCACAUCCAUGUUUCUUACUGAGCCGUCGCCGAGCAGGUACCCUGGUGGCAGGGCGCAGGGACGGGCAUCCGGAAAGGACUACAAGACAAGUUGUCUUCUUGCGAUGCAAAGGACUCGUCACGACUGCACAGAAGUGCGGCGGCGAACUGCCGCUCGGGAGAGCCAUCGCGCAGACGUCAGCCCGGGUGCCCGUCAAGCCUUCAAGCCUGCACCCUGUGGAAGCUUUCCUCGGCUUGAGGAGAGAGCUUUUCGCACGGUAGGCAGGAAGCGCCUCAGCGCUGAAGACCAGAGCUGCUCCUGCGGCUGCACCUGGAUGGGAUUCUCACGACGCUUCCUCGGCAAGCUGUCGCCUCAAAACACGGCCGCAGGCCUGGCAAGUACCCUACGGGCAUCGCCCACGGCGCCCGCGGAGAGUGCUGAGAGCUUGUGGAGCUGCACGCCGAACGCAUGCGGCUUGGGCUGA